Aedes albopictus (Asian tiger mosquito) is the source of this 2094-nucleotide messenger RNA. RefSeq lists its product as uncharacterized. The record is from RefSeq and is a predicted model, not a curated record. Lineage: Eukaryota; Metazoa; Arthropoda; Insecta; Diptera; Culicidae. Bases 1 to 2094 code for a protein of 697 amino acids. The transcript is spliced from 3 exons.
AUGGAGUGCGAGAUAUCCCGCAACGAACCCAAUGAGCUUCCAUCGCUCAAUGAUCAAGCCGUCCUCAAUGCAACCACCAAGGAGAUCCCACCUCAGACUCUUACUCUGCUGAGCCUGGGACCGAAGUUCUCUAUACCCUAUUCAGACGUCUCCGAGCUUCCCCUAUUUCAUGUAUUGACAGGGAUAGAAGCAAUAAUAAAACAAAACCCGGACAAGCAAACUCGGGACAACAACCGUUGUCAGAUUGUCAAUCGAAUACAGAACUUCCUCAAUCGAUCCAGCAUUCCAUCGAACAACAAUUCGACAUCCAGAUUUUGCAGCUCAGCCGUUAGGACUACACGGCGUUUCCUUGCAGACAAUCCAGACAUCUGCAUUGUUCGGUCCGACAAAGGGAACAAAACGGUCAUUAUGGAGCUCGAUGACUACGACCGGAAAAUAAAGCAGCUGGUGGAUGAUGAGAACACCUACGAAAAGUUGAAUAGGGAUCCAACUGGCAGCAUCGAAUCCAAGAACAAUCAAUUCGUCAAGAGGCUGAUGGAUCUAAAGCUCAUCGAUGCACAACAGGCAUACCGGUUCAAAAGUAAUACGGCUAUUUGUCCCCGUAUUUACGGUUUACCGAAGGCGCAUAAGCCGGAGCUUUCUCUGCGACCAGUAGUGCCGAACAUAACAAGCCCAACUUAUCAACUCUCCAAAUAUGUUAGCAACAUCAUCCAGGCAGCCACCAACUGUGAGUACAACAUUCGUGACUCAUUCACGUUUGCAGCUGAAAUCAAGCACUUGAAGGUUCCUGAAGAUCACGUCAUAGUCUCGUUCGACGUGAUUUCUCUCUUUACAAACGUCCCGAAAGAACUGAUUCUCCGGGCCAUUAGAGAAGAUUGGGACCGUAUCAAGGAACACACACAGAUCAAUAUGUAUCUCUUCCUUGAAAUCGUGAAUUUCUGUUUGGACAACAGUUAUUUUAUGUUUCGUUCCCAAAUAUACUCGCAAAAAUUCGGCACAGCUACUAUGGGAAGCCCGCUAUCGCCAAUACUGGCAGAUAUAGUGCUUAACAAACUGAUAACAACAGUCGUACAGAGCCUAGAUUUCGUAAUACUGUUCCUUAAGAAAUACGUGGAUGACUUUUUCAUCGUUCUACCCAGAGACAAAGUCCAAGCCACACUAGAAGCAUUCAACAACUACAACGAACGCCUACAAUUUACCGUGGAGGAAGAAAACAACGGCCGCCUCCCUUUCCUCGACAUACUGCAAAAGGUCAACGUCGUCGCCAACUUCAUAAAACGUGUAAUAGGGUUAACAUCCACCCCCAACGUAGACCAAAUCAAACGAGUAGUACACGCACAGCUUCGACGCAACAACUAUCCCCCGUCAUUGAUAAAUCGAUUACUCUAUCGAUCUUUCGGUUCGAACAGUCUAACUCGAGUUGAGCCUGAAAUAGAAGACCACAUUGGCAUUGAUUGCUACGUAGCGCUUCCGUACAUUCCGCAGCUGAGUGAAUCAAUCGCCAAAUGCCUGAAAAAAGACUAUCCUCGUAUCAAAAUUGCCAAUCAGAAUGCUAAGACUGCCAAGACUGUUUACACUAAAGUUAAAGAUCCAGUCGAAUCAAUGCUACAACACAAUGUGAUCUAUAACAUCCCCUGCCAGAACUGUGAUAGAUGUUAUAUAGGCAUGACGUCCAAUAAACUGAAAACCAGACUCAGUGGACACAAGUCGAAUAUAAACAAGCUCAACAGACUAUUGGAACAAGGAUACACAAACAAUGAUGGAGCAGUGGUUAAUAUUAGUAACAAAACAGCAUUGGUAGAUCACUGUAUAAAAUACAAACACCAAUUUGGAUUGGAUCAAACCAAGAUUAUCGAUCGUUCGCUUGCAGCAUCUCGUCUUCCAAUGCUAGAAUGCCUCCACAUCCAGAACACACCAUCAACAGUCAACUACAGGACCGACACAGAAGGAAUAAGUGCAAUAUACACCGGUUUACUCCAAACGAUAGCAACAACAUCCAGAAGCAGAAUCAAAACAAACACCCCACCACCCUCAACGUCAACCCCUCCAAUAGCCCGGAUCAACCAACAACAAUCCACUACAAGCCCACAAUAG